GGCCGUGCACAAACACAAACAAACGUGCACUUUACCACCAGCGCAAAUUAACGAUGCGCGACUUCGCGUUUCCAUUCGCGUAAGACAAGUUAUUUUCCUGGAUGUACAUAUGUGCGCGCCGCGUAUGCGUACAUACGCGCUACUUGUCCGCUGUAUUUAACCUGAAACGGUCUCGUCGUCGUCGUCGUCGUCGCCGCCGCUGCCGCCGCCGCCGCCGCCGCGCUUUGUGUGCCCUCCGGGUUUUCCGAACAUGAGUUGACGUCCGGUGCGUGUUGUGGUUUUCUCCAGGGGCGAUUAGUCGCGAGUUUUUCUACAGGGAGCAAGAAAUAACAGACACCAUGCCGCUCGCUAGUUGAGCACACUAGCGAGAUUUUACUACCAGUGCAUACACAAAUUUCUUUUUAUUUUCUCCUUAUCUUCUUAUCAUUUUCUCAACUUUUAAUUGAGAGCCAACGCCGAAGGGCGGUGGAUAAUAGCCGUGGAAAUGGCCCAAGAGACGGACGACAUCAACCUUACGCCGCAAGAGCUGCAAAUACUUUCGGAGCUCGACAGUCGUCAAUUUGGCUUCUUAAAAUUAAAUUCAUCCGAACAAGCCAAAAAGAAAGCCUUAGUGGUACGUGCAAUCAAAUACUUGGAAAGAAUGUUAGUGCAAGCACAAUCUGAGAAACAGCGCAGGAAAGCUGAUAGUACAAAAACCAAUUUGGAAGGUUCCAAAGAUGAUGACGAAGAUGAUGACGAAGAGGAAGAUAAGGGGAUUAGUAUUGAUCCUAAAACAUUUUGUAAAUUGGGCCAUUUUCAUUUAUUACUCGAAGAUUAUAAUAAAGCCAUGUCUGCAUAUCAAAAAUUUUAUGAAUUAAAAGGAGAUUAUUGGAAGGAUGCUUCCUUUCUUUAUGGACAGGGUCUUGUCUAUUUUCAUUUCAACGCAUAUCAAUGGGCAGUGAAAGCGUUUCAGCAGGUGCUAUGGGUGGAGCCAGGAUUUCCGCGAGCCUGCGAGGUUCACCUACGGCUUGGUUUGAUGCUGAAGGUCCAUGGUGAUUUCGACGCGGCCCUCAAGCACCUGACGCUCGCCCUAAUCGACGUCACCACACCUGCUUCUUUUUCCAAGCUCGAAAUAAAAUUCCACAUCGCGCACCUGCACGAGGUACAGGGCAAGUACCGGCUGGCCAAGGAGCACUACGAGGCUCUGCUCAAGGAGAAGGCCCUGCCAGCCCAUCUCAAGGCCGACAUCUGCCGACAGCUGGGAUGGAUGUACCACGUGGUUGACUGCAAUAUCCUGGGCGUAACCCGGCAGCAGAAGCAAGCGAUAGCGAUCCACUGCCUGCAGAAGUCGAUCGAGGCGGAGCCGAAGAGUGGACAGAGCCUCUAUUUACUUGGGCGCUGUCUCGCCGCAUCCGGACAAGUUCACGAUGCUUUCAUCGCUUACAGGAAUUCAGUGGAAAAAUCCGAAGGUAACGCGGAUACUUGGUGUAGCAUAGGAAUACUAUACCAGCAGCAAAAUCAGCCCCUGGACGCCUUACAGGCCUACGUGUGCGCGGUCCAACUCGACAAGUCGCAUUCGGCCGCCUGGACGAAUUUGGGUAUACUCUACGAGAGUCACAGCCAACCGAAGGACGCCCUCGUCUGCUACGUCAACGCCUCGAGGGGCAACAACAAUACGCCCAACUGCGCCAAUAGUUCCCUCAGCAGUCAGCUGAGUGGCGCCAAAUCCGGCGGCAGUGGUCCAAUGAACCCCUCGCUCCAGCAACGUAUCAGCUUCCUCCAGAGUCACCUAAGCCAAGCACCAAUGCCUUCCGUCGCCACCAAACGACGCCAACUGCCGUCGAUCGAGGAGGCGUGGAAUAUGCCAAUUAGCGCGGAACUCUCAAGCCGCCAACAGCAGCAGCAGCAGCAGCAGCAGCAGCAGCAGCAGCAGCAGCAACAAGCGCCUGGCGGUGCGGCUUACAAAUAUGCUGGUGGUCCCUCGGGCCCACCCCCGCCCUACCCCCAAGGACAGAAUCAAAACAUUAACAAUAAACGAUUCAAGCAGCAGCAGCAGCAGCAGCAACAGCCCCAACAGCCCCAGCAGCUCCAACGGCCCCCAUCUUUCUACCUGACUCCUCAACAACUGCAGAUGCUACAGUUUCUUCAGCAGAACCAUGGCAGCCUCACGCCCCAGCAGCAGGGAUUGCUGGCCCAGCUCCAGCAUCAGUAUCGUUCCAUGCAGCAGCAUCAGCAGCAGCUGAGGUUGCAACAGCAGCAGGCUUCUCAACGGGGACUGAGACCAGGACAGCCCGGAUACCCCAUGGGCUACGCGCCCGCUCACGCUCAACCCGGACAACCGGGUGUAAUCAAGAGCUACGGGAUGCCCCAGCAACCGCAAAGCGGAACCGUGGCCCUGCAGACCGGUUUCUCGGACUCCAAUGUCGGCUACAACGCCGCGGCUACGGGCAACUGCCAAGCCGCCGGUAUGCCCUACAAGUCCGCCUCGGACCCCAACUAUCCCCAGCGUCCACCCCAGCAAGGGCAACCCCAGCAACAGGCUGGUGCUGGAUCGCAGUUCGGUGCCCAGCACUACCAGUCCUCGAGCCAAUACGGGGCCCAGGGUUAUACUCAAAUAUCCUCGACGACGAGCUGCUACCCCGAGGGCUCUUCCGGCAAUAACAGUAACGGUGCAACAGCUGAUGCCGGCCUCGGCGUCACCGACCAAGAACUCCAAGCUCUGCUCUCGCAAAAGGACAUUGCCACCUCCCUCGCCGAGGAUCUCCUCAAGCACUUUGGUUCCGAGGAUUUGGACGUGAAGGAGGAGCCGCAACAACCCAUCGUCAAUAACGGCACCCUGAGCUCCGGCCCCUUCUCACCCUCGAACCUCGACGUCAACGGCGAGAAGAUGAAGGAGGUCAAGAUCGAGAAGGUCGACGAGCCAAUCAACAGCUGCUCGAGGUUGGAGACCAAGGUGUCCGUGGAGACGAUAAAGUGCGAGGCGACCUCGAGCACGAACAAGGUCGACUCGUCGGUUCUGCGCUCGGAGCCGGUGCUGCGACUGGAGCGCCUCUGCGAGACUCAGGCCGAGCCCGAGUUCAACAUCGAGAUGGACUCGCGUCGGGUGCUGGAGCAAUGCCGGUCUCGGGGCCUCAAAGCCGUGCCCAACUGCUCGAUACUGAGCGAUCGCUCGCCGCCCCCAGCGCCCCCCGAUCCGCCUAGCCAGAGGCUCACCAAGGAGCAGCUUCUACCCCCGACGCCCAGUGUCUUUCUCGAGAACAAGAAGGAUGUCUUUAGUCCCAUUCUGCAGGAAUUUUGUCUCAAGCACCCAAUCGCCGUUGUCAGAGGUCUGGCAGCUGCUUUAAAACUCGACCUCGGCCUCUUCUCAACCAAGACUUUGGUCGAGGCGAAUCCGGACCACACGAUCGAGGUGCGCACGCAGCUCCAGCAGACGAGCGACGAGAACUGGGACCCAGUGCUGGCCCGUAAAGUCUGGGGCUGCAUUAGCCACCGCAGCCACACGACCAUCGCCAAGUAUGCGCAGUACCAGGCCUCCAGUUUUCAGGAGAGUUUGAAGGAGGAGCGCGACAAGAGCCAAGGCAUACACACCUCCACGACAUCAAAUCUGUCGGACAGCGACUCAAAAGACAGCACGGGCAUCAAUGUGAAAAGGAAGAAGAAUAUUUAUGGACUGCCGGGCAGGUCCGGAUCGAAAAUGUUGCGAUUCGGUACGAACGUCGAUCUCUCGGACGAGCGGAAGUGGAAGGCGCAGCUGCAAGAGCUGAUGAAGCUUCCGGCAUUCGCCAGAGUCGUAUCCGCCGGUAACAUGCUCAGUCAUGUUGGCCACGUGAUCCUGGGGAUGAAUACCGUUCAGCUUUAUAUGAAGGUCCCUGGCAGCCGAACACCGGGCCAUCAAGAGAACAAUAACUUCUGCUCCAUAAACAUUAACAUCGGGCCCGGAGAUUGCGAAUGGUUUGCCGUACCCGAUGCCUACUGGGGCGUCAUUCAAUCUCUCUGCGAGCGCAACAACAUUAAUUACCUGCACGGCAGCUGGUGGCCAUCUAUGGAAGAUCUAUAUGAAGAAAAUGUCCCUGUUUAUAGGUUUUUGCAAAGACCCGGUGAUCUCGUUUGGGUCAAUGCUGGUUGCGUGCAUUGGGUGCAGGCAGUUGGCUGGUGCAACAACAUCGCCUGGAACGUGGGCCCGUUAACGGCACGGCAAUAUCAAUUAGCCAUCGAGCGUUACGAAUGGAACAAGCUCCAGUCGUUCAAGUCAAUUGUGCCGAUGGUGCAUCUUUCGUGGAAUCUUGCGAGGAACAUUAAAGUGUCGGAUCGCCGGCUCUUCGAGCUCAUCAAGAAUUGUCUACUGAGGACGAUGCGACAAUGCUGCUUGAUACUCGAGUUCGUCAAAUCUAAAGGGGUGGAGGUGCGCUUUCACGGCAGAGGAAAAAACGAGGCAUCGCACUACUGUGGCCAGUGUGAGAUCGAGGUCUUCAAUAUACUCUUUAUACGUGAACAAGAAAAGCGUCACGUUGUUCACUGCAUGGACUGUGCUCGAAAGCAGUCCCCGUCACUCGAGGGUUUUGUCUGCCUUGAGGAGUAUAGAAUGCGCGAUCUCAUGGAUGUCUAUGAUAAUUUCACUCUCCACACGCAACAACAACAACAACAACAACAACAACAACAGCAGCAGCAGCAGCACAUCAGCAGCAUCAGCAGCAUCAACAACAUCAACAGCAUCAACAACAUCAACAACAUCAACAACAGCUGA
This is a messenger RNA of Ceratosolen solmsi marchali, 4723 nucleotides long. It is a transcript of the gene Utx, whose product is annotated as Utx histone demethylase. NCBI's taxonomy places the organism in Eukaryota, Metazoa, Arthropoda, Insecta, Hymenoptera, Agaonidae. The coding region runs from base 485 to 4723 and encodes 1412 amino acids. Gene Ontology annotation, cellular component: MLL3/4 complex. The transcript has 21 exons. Gene Ontology annotation, biological process: regulation of gene expression. The record is from RefSeq and is a predicted model, not a curated record. Gene Ontology annotation, molecular function: RNA polymerase II cis-regulatory region sequence-specific DNA binding; histone H3K27me2/H3K27me3 demethylase activity; chromatin DNA binding.